GAAUAACAAUGGAUUCCAGAGCUAUUUCCACUGCCGUUCUUGUGAAUUUCCUCCUCUUAUCCGCCGCAUCGGCUUUCAAUAUCACUAAGCUCCUCAGCCAGUUCCCUGAUUUCACCAAUUUCAACGAUUUACUCACACAAACCAAACUCGCCGAUGAAAUUAACAGCCGCUUGACUCUCACCGUCCUUGGUCUCGACAACGGUGCCGUUUCUAGCCUCUCCGGCAAGCCAUUGGACGUCGUGAAGCGGAUCUUGAGCGUUCACGUUCUUCUUGACUACUACGAUACUAAGAAACUUGCAACAUUGGCGAGCGAUAAUACUUCCGUUCUCACCACUCUGUUUCAGACCACUGGCAUCGCCAUGAAUCAGCAAGGUUUUCUCAAGGUUACGCUGACUAAUGAAGGCGAGGUUGCGUUCGGUUCCGCUGUGAAAGGAGCACAGGCCGAGUCGAAAUUGUUGAGAUCUGUUGCUGCUCAGCCGUACAACAUCUCGGUUCUUCAGAUCACUUCUCCGAUUCAGGUUCCUGGAAUCGAUUCCAAGCCAAGCCACUCCACUCCACUAGCACCACCACCGAAGGCGUCUGCUCCGGUCCAAUCUCCUAAAAAGGCACCGGCUCCGGCCGCCAAGUCUCCAUCAAAGGCUGAUGCUCCGGCCGCCAAGUCUCCAUCAAAGGCACCGGCUCCUUACGCCAAGUCUCCAUCAAAGGCUGAUGCACCGGGCGCCAGGUCUCCAUCAAGGGCUCAUGCUCCGGGCGCCAGGUCUCCAUCAAGGGCUCAUGCUCCGGGCGCCAGGUCUCCAUCAAGGGCUCAAGCUCCGGGCGCUAGGUCUCCAUCAAGUGCUCAAGCUCCGGGCGCUAGGUCUCCAUCAAGUGCUCAAGCUCCGGGCGCUAGGUCUCCAUCAAGUGCUCAAGCUCCGGGCGCUAGGUCUCCAUCAAGUGCUCAUGCUCCAGGCCUGUCACCGAAGUCCGCUGCCGAUUCACCAGAGAGUUCUUCGCCAAAUCCCGCUGCCGAUUCACCGGCGAGCUCUCCGCCAAAGCCCGCUGCCGAUUCACCGGAUGCGACCGAUGACGACAAGUAUGAUGCGGCUGCACCAGGACCUAGCGAUGAUUCUGGCGCCUCAAGCGGUAGGUUCAUCGGAGCUGCAACAGUUCUGGCGGUGAUCUCGUCGUUUCUGGCUCUCUGAGCGCUCAAAGCCAGUGCGGUCAUACUUUGAAGAUUGAGUUGAAAGUUAUGAACUAAAUCAAUACUUCUGCAAUGAAAUCUCAAGAGAUUGUU
This is a messenger RNA of Cucurbita maxima (winter squash), 1273 nucleotides long. Its product is annotated as fasciclin-like arabinogalactan protein 14. Bases 9 to 1181 code for a protein of 390 amino acids. NCBI's taxonomy places the organism in Eukaryota, Viridiplantae, Streptophyta, Magnoliopsida, Cucurbitales, Cucurbitaceae. The record is from RefSeq and is a predicted model, not a curated record. The transcript has a single exon. Gene Ontology annotation, cellular component: plasma membrane.